Apis laboriosa (Himalayan honeybee) is the source of this 910-nucleotide messenger RNA. Its product is annotated as 5'-deoxynucleotidase HDDC2. Bases 245 to 817 code for a protein of 190 amino acids. Lineage: Eukaryota; Metazoa; Arthropoda; Insecta; Hymenoptera; Apidae. Gene Ontology annotation, molecular function: 5'-deoxynucleotidase activity. Gene Ontology annotation, cellular component: cytoplasm. The transcript has 5 exons. The record is from RefSeq and is a predicted model, not a curated record.
CUCUUUCUUUCUCUCUCUGAACUUUAAUAUUUCGUUUAGAAUGGUAGAAAUAAUUAUGUAACCUAGGAAACAAUGAAUUUGACUUUGGAUUGUUAGUAUAGUGAUAGUAUCAUAUAAUUGAGUUUUACAAAUAGUUAAAAUUUCCAUUUUGAUUAUCACUUAAUGAAUGUAUAUAGUUUAAACAUCUAAGUGAGAAGAAAAUAUUUAAUUCUCUAAUAAUACAUAUCAAGAAAUUACAAAAAUCAUGGAUAUCAAGAAUUUACAAGAAUUUAUGGAAUUGGUUGGUCGAUUGAAACAUAUGAAAAGAACAGGAUGGGUUCUUAAAAAUGUUCCUGAUCCAGAAACAAUUGCAGGUCAUAUGUAUAGGAUGGCUAUGUUUUCUUUCUUGGUAGAUAACGAAAAUUUAGAUAAAGUCAAAAUCAUGCAAAUGGCUUUAAUACAUGAUUUAGCUGAAUGUAUUGUAGGAGAUAUAACACCUUCUUGUGGUAUUCCAUCUGAAAUUAAACACAAGUUAGAAGAUGAAGCUAUGGAAGAUAUUUGCAAACUUCUUGGAGAUAGAGGACCUAUGAUAUUAGAGAUAUUUCGUGAAUAUGAAAAGCAAGAAUCUCCGGAAGCAAAAUAUGUUAAAGAUUUAGACAGAUUAGAUUUAAUUAUGCAAGCAUAUGAAUAUGAAAAAAGGGAUAAUAUUCCUGGAAAAUUAGAAGAAUUUUUUACUACUACAAGUGGCAAGAUAAGGCAUCCUUUUAUUCAAAAAUUAGCAUCUGAAAUUAUUGCAAGAAGACAAGCUUUAUGUUGUAAUUUAACUACCUCAGUAUAACUGACUUUGUAUUUAUGCUUUAUAAAAAAAAAAAAAAAAAAAACCAUCAAUUUCAUUAUUAUAUUUAAUAGUUAUAAGAAUUUAUAAGAAAAU